Messenger RNA from Marmota flaviventris (yellow-bellied marmot), 1044 nucleotides. Lineage: Eukaryota; Metazoa; Chordata; Mammalia; Rodentia; Sciuridae. The record is from RefSeq and is a predicted model, not a curated record.
GUUCCAAGCAAUAGAAAAUGAAGAGAAAGACAAGAAACUUCAAACAUAAGGCAGUUAAAGACAGUAAAACAUUCAUAGAAGUGAGUGAUCAAGAAUCUGAAAAAGAUGGUAGUCAAUGCUAUGACUCGGCAACACAUGACAGAGUUCAGGCUGAAAAGAGACAAUAUGUAUGUACUGAGUGUGGGAAAGCCUUUAGUCAGAGUGCCAACCUUACAGUGCAUGAGCGGAUCCAUACAGGGGAGAAACCCUAUAAGUGUAAGGAGUGUGGGAAAGCCUUCAGUCAUAGCUCCAACCUUGUGGUUCAUCGGAGAAUCCACACUGGACUAAAGCCUUAUACUUGUAGUGAAUGUGGGAAAUCUUUCAGUGGUAAGUCACACCUCAUUCGGCACCAGGGAAUCCACAGUGGGGAAAAGACGUUUGAAUGUAAGGAGUGUGGGAAAGCUUUUAGUCGGAGUUCAGGGCUUAUUUCACACCACAGAGUUCACACUGGGGAGAAGCCCUACACUUGUAUUGAGUGUGGGAAAGCCUUUAGCCGCAGUUCAAACCUUACACAACAUCAGAGAAUGCACAAAGGAAAAAAAAUUUACAAGUGCAAGGAGUGCGGGAAAACUUGUGGUUCUAAUACAAAGAUUAUGGACCAUCAGAGAAUUCACACGGGGGAGAAACCCUACGAAUGUGAUGAAUGUGGAAAAGCUUUCAUCUUAAGGAAGACCCUUAAUGAACAUCAGAGACUUCAUCGAAGAGAGAAGCCUUACAAAUGUAAUGAGUGUGGGAAAGCAUUUACUUCUAAUCGAAACCUUAUUGAUCAUCAGAGAGUCCACACUGGAGAGAAACCCUAUAAAUGUAAUGAGUGUGGGAAAACCUUCAGGCAGACUUCUCAAGUUAUUCUACAUUUGAGAACCCACACUAAAGAGAAACCCUAUAAGUGUAGUGAGUGUGGGAAAGCCUAUCGUUACAGCUCACAACUUAUUCAACAUCAGAGAAAACAUAAUGAAGAGAAAGAAACCUUGUAAAUAACAAACAUUGGCAGUAAUAUAGCUAAAU